UCGUCGCGAUCUAAUGCAGUUGCGAUAUGGCGACGAAAAAUGUCGACAAGACGUGCUCCGCGUUGCCGAUGACGCCGCAGGAUCAUCAGACGGAAAAGUCUCUCCUGACUGAUCGCGACGUUAACAAAAUAUUGGAGCGUAAACUCGGCAGCGGUAACUUCCGACUCGUUGACUGGAGAUUGGAGCACCUUCGCGACACGAACGGCCUCCUCGGCCAAUAUUAUCGUUUGCACAUUUCGGUAAGAUGCGGCGAAGACGAGACGCGGAGUUUGCAGUUCUUCGCCAAGGCGCCGCCGUCCGAUAGUCCGUCGUGCGGGUUCCUGGAACGUUACGACACGUUCAACAAAGAGAUCGCCGUUUAUACAGAUCUAAUGCAGCGAAUGGGCACGGGUGGAUUCCCGAAAUGGAUGGCGGAGUGUUAUCUCGGCAAACAGAAUGCCAUCAUCGUUUUGGAAGACGCUUCGUUAGACGGUUACGCGACUCUGGACAAAUACGUGCCGUUCGACGAGGAGCACUGCGUCUGGACACUAAGAACUCUUUCGAGGUUGCACUCAAGAUCUCUGAUACUGGACGAGAGACUCCGCCGAGAAGAGAACCGGACCAUCCUCGAUCUUUACGGACACCUGCUGAUCGAGAUACUCUUCAAUGACAAGGACGAUAUAUCGAAGAGACUUCUUGCCUCUAGUAUUAUGGGACUUCACGCAAUGGUUGAUAUUGCCGAGGAUUUCGGUGACGCUAGAAUCAACCUUAAACAUCGUAUCACCACGUGGUCGCAGAAUAUUGCGCGAUUAUUGGCGCCGUCCGAGAGACAUAGAAACGUCAUCUGUCACCGUGACGUCUGGGUGAAUAAUAUAAUGUUUCGACACGAUCUGGCCGGCAAUACGAACGGUUGUUACCUCGUAGACUGGCAGUUCUUAUGUUACUGUCCACCGGCGAUCGAUUUUGCGUGCUGCGUAUAUCUCACCACCACUCGAAGCAUCAGGGAUCGUUAUUUCGAUACUUUUGCCAAGAUCUAUCACGACUCGCUCGCAGAAUGUCUGGCCGAGGAAGGCCUCGACAUUAACAGCCAUCUGUCCUGGAUGGCGUUUCGCGAGAGUUACGUGGAGGCGCGAAACAUAUCACUUUUUUAUGCCUCGCUCAAUCUGCAAAUAAUGAUGCUAUCUAAAUCGGCGAUUAUACAAUAUUUUCACGUUGAGACCGACAAACUCGAACAAGUCCUGUACGGCGACGGACGAGCGGAACUCGUGCGACAUCAGUAUGAGAAUAAUUCCGCGUUUAAGACGCGUAUUCUAGAAAUUGUACUCGAACUCAAAGAUCGCCUGCCCGAGGGUUUCUACCGAAUCCUUAAUUCCCGAAUCUACGGAUCGUGAAAUACGACGUGUUCGCACGCGCGUGUCGUUGCUUUACCUGCUUUACGAUCUGUGAUAAAAGACUGGAAUCGCGCCAAGUAACAUCGUCGGAAUCUUAUUUACGAUUCUCGAUUGCUGAUACGUUUCGAAAACUGUGUCGUUUCAUCAUUCGGAAGGAAUCUUGUUCGAUUAGAACGAAGAUAUCAUCUCGCGAAAUGUGUCCUACGUCUAUAUCUGCUACUGCGUAAUGUAUUUCUUUUAUUGAUAUUGGAUGAAUGAUUACUCUUUGUAAAUAUAUGUAUAUAUAUAUAUAUAUAAAGUUAGCCCUGAUUUUUUCUCACACAAUAUAGGAAGAAAUUUACAUUGCUCUGUAUAAUAAUUACAAUUAAAAGAAAUUUUUAUGUGAAAAAUGUCAACGGAUAAAUUACGUCAAGAACGGAAAAGAGUCUCGAGCCUCAAGAUAGUUAGAUAUAUUAAAACGCGUAUUGAAUGGGUAAAGAAAAGAAAUAUAUAUUGGAAUCUCUGUUCUUCAGUUAUAAUUGAUGAUGGAGAAACGCUUCUGAUGCAAAUAGACAUAUAAGAGGGUUUUUAUAUAGGAAUUUCAUUUCGCUCAUUUUUCAAAUGUCAUCAUUACCUCUCAUCUUCGUGAGAGUUUUUCCUUGACGAUGCAUAUUCAUUAACGCUCUAGCAAAAUGAAUAAAGUACUACUAUGUCAGAUUUUUGUUCAAAUACUUUUUUGUUUAUACUUUUAUGCAAUUGACACAAGUUGUAUAUUCAGUAUCGAGAAAAAUAAUUGUUUUAUCUCCAUCCCCGUCAUUCGGUCGUCGCCUCAAUCUUUGUUAAACGCACGGUCGUCAGAAAAGCUAAUUCUACGGUUAAAACCAUUGUGUGGCGUAGCGCUUUGCAAACUUAAACGAGACCAUCAUUCGUGUUACGUCAGACGAACUUUGUCGUGAAAAGAAAAAGGAAUUACGCUGCAUAAUAAACUUUAGAGCAGUCAGCCGAGGAAGAAAGCGCGAAGAGAAGAGAAGAAAGUCCCUGCCUCUUGAAAUAAGUCAUGUCACAUUCGUGCAUAAUGCACUUUUUAUUUGCAUGCAAUAGAAAACAUUCUUUUUAAUUGAUCAUCCAAUUUAAUCAUACAGAUAUUACUGUAACAAAAAAUGUCUAUAUAUAUAUAUUACACAUAAAGAAAUAUAUAUACGAAA
Messenger RNA from Nylanderia fulva, 2554 nucleotides. RefSeq lists its product as uncharacterized. NCBI's taxonomy places the organism in Eukaryota, Metazoa, Arthropoda, Insecta, Hymenoptera, Formicidae. The record is from RefSeq and is a predicted model, not a curated record.